ACACACCUGUGCUGGGGAUCAUUAAUAAAGACGCUAACACUUAAGUAGAACCUCUUGUCUAAUAGGUAAAGGAAAACGAAAUUUGUUCACCAAAGAAAAGGAUUAUUUUUUCUAUACAGUUUUUUUCAGAUGUCUACAUGAAAUUCAGCAGCAGACUCUGAGCAAGCUCACUGUUUACUUUUCAGUUUGAACGUAGCAGACAUAUAUACUGGAGGAAUGGAGCACCAACCAGGGAGUCCAGUGGCUGGCAAGGCAGAAGAGCAUUCAGGAAGUCUACUUCUCACCUACUUCCAGGGAGAUAUUAACAGCAUGGUAGAUGCACAUUUCUCACGUGCCUUGGAAAAUAUCACCAAACCGAAGGGAAACAUCACAAAAAUCAAGAAACCUUGCAAAUUGGUCAAACCUGAGCAGCCAAGUACAAGCAACUGGGACAUGCAAUCGCACAUGUGCUUUGAUGCCACAGAUUCUUCAGGACGAAUUGAGCUCGGCAGACAUGAAGAGAUGCCGCCAAAGCCCCGUCUGCCACUUAAUGCUCCUGUGGAGAGCACCAAUGCUUGGCUCAAUAGUCCACGGCAGGGCACAAGUCUGGUGUUGCCUCCCAUGGUGUUUCCCUCUGCUGCGUCUGCCGAGGGUUUGGUGGUGGCAGAUCAUCAAUACAAUUCCCUAUUAAAUCUGCUACACAAUGACCGACCAGACCUGGGCUCCGUCAUGUUAGCCUCAUCCAAACAGGAGCUCAUGCCAGGAUGGGUCCGGCAUCCAGGAUUUGGAGAUCAGAUGACUCCAGAUCACAGUCUUGACUCUGGUGUCCCAAUGAUGGAGAAGAAGGAUUUAUAUUGGUACUAGCACUGUGGUGGUUGUCAGACAUCUUUACGCAUGAAAAAAAAAAAACCUGAUUCUCAAGAACAAGGAAGUCUUAUCUCUGUUUUUAGUGGUUAUAAAGGUUCAGAGACUAGAAAUGCUUUACCCGAAAGCCACUGCACCUGACUACAUGCAGACAAACCUGUUCAGGAACAAGCUCAUCGUGUAGUCCAUCACAGUGAGUUUUAAAAGAACUUCCCUUAAGCCAUAUGGGGGUUGGUUGUUCCUCUGCUUGUAGACAGAGCAUUUCAAGUGACUUUCAAUCGCUUUGCUAAAGCUAGGUGAUAUUUAAAUAUUUGCGUCAUUAGCCUGUCAAUUACUUGUUCUUGGGAAGCAUAAUAUCUUGUCACGGCCAGAUAUGGACAUGUAAAUCUAUGUGUUAUUAAACAAAUGGACCAAAAAACAAAACAAAAAAAUCAAGCAUAUGUGAAAUUGAUGUCUGAAAAAAAAAUCACAGUCUGGAUGUAUGUUUGUAGUUGUCCUUAUUUAAGUACACACUCUUUUAACAAGCUGUUAAUCAUAUGGACAUAAUGAAAAUGAAAGAGAUGAAAAACAUAAAAUGAGUUUCACUGCGUACAGGGAAAACCUCAAAUAUUCAUUCUUCUGUUUAUCUCUGAGCUGCCUCAAUUUUGCUUCUUUGUGAACCCUAUUAAAAAUGAAGUGUAAAAAGUAAAGAUAUAUGAAUUAAGUUGGAGCAACUGCUGUACAAUGUGUAACAUAAUAAUAAUUGAAAUCCAUAUGGAUUAGGGACAAAAAGUGUAUAAAGUAUAAGUAUAUGCUUUCUGUUUAAAAUUACAGGUAACAUAUGGACAAUGUUUGCUGAUAUUUUUUUGAUUCACUGUACAUAAUGCAAAUAAACA
Molecule: messenger RNA, 1718 nt
Organism: Clarias gariepinus (North African catfish)
Lineage: Eukaryota; Metazoa; Chordata; Actinopteri; Siluriformes; Clariidae
Gene: vgll1l
Product: vestigial like family member 1
Exons: 4
Coding region: 217-843 (208 amino acids)
Biological process (GO): regulation of transcription by RNA polymerase II
Cellular component (GO): nucleus
Source: RefSeq, a predicted model, not a curated record